Messenger RNA from Cyprinus carpio (common carp), 2808 nucleotides. RefSeq names its product N-acetyltransferase 14 (GCN5-related, putative) (gene nat14). Gene Ontology annotation, molecular function: N-acetyltransferase activity. The record is from RefSeq and is a predicted model, not a curated record. NCBI's taxonomy places the organism in Eukaryota, Metazoa, Chordata, Actinopteri, Cypriniformes, Cyprinidae.
GAUUACGCAUUUUGCGCAGUGUCGUAUUCCCGGAUGAGAAUUGGUUGAGAUUACAUUCCAUGCUGGAAGACAACGCUGAAUCCUUAAGUCCCUCAAACGCUGCAAGUAACAUCGACUACAGAGGAGGGUAUUUUUGCAUUACCUUGCUUUUAAAGCACUCACAGCUUCUCUAAAUAUUGGGUAAAAUGGUUAGAUUGGACCUUGGUGAUGUACUUCUGCGCAGGAUGCAGGAGAAGGACAUUGAAGCUGUAAAGGCUCUCAUCAAGGAAGGAUGUGAGGGAACGGAGAAUCGCCUGAUUCUUUACCUUCUUACUCGUCCUCUUGCUCUCCUCAUGCUGGCCAUCCUCUCCUCCAUCCUCCGCUGUGUACUGCACUCUUUUAUCUUGGCCUUGGUCAUUCCCGUCUUCAUCUUCAUCAUCUACCUCAAACUCACCAUACCGCGGUCGGUGGGCAUCUUGGGCUCCAGCAGGCCGUACUGGGACUACGUGGGCAGCAGUUACCAUGCAGACACACAGCCAGAUCUACCCAAUCCUCACACUGGCAGAGCCAAACUGGAGAAAACCAGACGGCGUAAAAAACCCAAAGAAAAGGAGAAGGACAAGACGAAGGAGAGAGAACAGGUGGAUGAGGAUGAGCUGAAGGAGAGGGCGAAGGUUGCUGGUGAGGUGUGGGUGGCGGACUCUGAUGGGGAGGUCAUGGGAUGCGUGGCUAGAGACGGUUGGAGUCGGGACGGUGUAUGUAGGAUCUGCAGAUUGGUGGUCCAGAGUUGGUACCGCAGAGAGGGACUGGGCAGACUGCUGGUGCAGGGACUGGAGUCCAGAACAAAGCAGGGUGGCAUACGGCGGGUCUAUGCCCAUGUGCCAUUUCCAUCCAAAGUGGGAGAAGCUUUCUUCAGGAGGCUGGGUUAUCGUCUGCAGGGCGAGACUGCAGGGACUACUGGAGAGGAGGAGGAGGUUGAUGAUUAUGAAGAGCCACAGAAGGGUUGGUUGGGUUUCCCUUUAACUAAAGUGUUUGUUAAGGAUCUAUAAGUCGCACUAAAACAGGAACGAAAGGCUUUCUCUGCUAGACAAGGCAACACAUAAUUUAAGGAAUAAUUCUGGGUUCAAUACACACUAUGCUCAAUAAACCUAUGGUGUAAUGUUAAAAAAUAAUUUUUGGCAUUUAAACAAAAUAAAUAAAUAAAUAGUCAAAUUCAAGGUAAUGGUGAGGCAGACAGUAGGAGAAAAAUGGGGCCUAUUUUUGGAUUUAAAAGUAAAAAUGUGAAGCUAAUAAUUUUAUAAAAGCUAUUCAUUCUGUUGACACUUGUGUAUGAGUUAUAAAAAAUACUAAUUUUUACAGUUUUUCAUGGUUAAUGGAGUAAUAUUGCCAUGAAUUUAUGAAAUUAAGUGUACCUAAGUACUGUGGUGGCCAAAAUGAUUAGAACACUAGUAUUUUCUUGAAGCAUCUUGGAGACAUUGCCACAGUUGUUCUUGUUUUAAUCUGUCUCAGUUUGUUUUUUUUCUUCAUGUCAUUCCAGACAGACUGGACGAUGAUGAGAAUAGAUCUCUGUGUGGCGCACUGGCUGUUUUCAGACUCCUUGUGCAAACAAAAAUCUCACUGGAUUAUUACAAUUAAUGGCAACAUGAAUGUUUGGAAAUGUAAACUGAUAUUUCCUACUGACACACUACAGCAAAAGAUAGAAAUAAUUGAUUUUAAACCAUUUUUUUUUUGCUGGUGAAAAUACUAGUGUUCUAAUAAUUUUGGCUACCACUGUAACUUAGUAAGGAUUUUUUUUUUAUUUCAAACUAAAAAUCAUGCAUAGUUUACCUCUUGUGGCUUUACUAUUGAAACAGUGAGUAUUUUACCAUUGGCUACAUUGUAAGUAACCCAGAUUAAUGAAAUGUAAGUAGUGACAGAUAUUUAAUAAAUUGUGACGCACAUCCAAGUGUAACAGAUCGAAAAUGAAAAAAUUAGUUCUUUUUUUAAUAGGAUUAGUUCACAAUUAUAUCCAUAACAUGCAUUUAAUGGAUUAUGUAAUGCCAACUUUAAAGCUAUUUCAACUUUUGUUGCUGUUUUUUAUUUUUUUUUGUGGUAAUCAACAUUGUUCAUUGGAUUGAGUUUAACUCAUCCUGAACCACGAAUAUUCCUUUUAACAAGCUUAGAUUUCAGAUUUAUUAAUGGAUUUGUUCAUUUUCACAUCGUCCCAGUGAAUCACAGUAGCUGGGUUUCCAUCCAAAGUUGCGAAUUUAACUUAUGCGCAAAACUGGAAUAUUGCAUAAAACAUUUGCGAACAUGCAUCGAUUUCCAUCACUCGUUUCUCAUGUGAUACUUCAAAAUGCGCGUUAAAAUAGGGUGAUGGAAACAUAGCUACUGACAUCAGAAACCUCUCUGGAUAUAAAAAUCGUAUAAACAUUUGUGCUGUCAAACGAUUAAUCGCGAUUACACUUACAUGUAUUAUGUAAACAAAAACUUUUAUUUUGGAUGAGAUUAAUCCUGAUUAAUCAUUUGACAGCACUAAUAAAAAUAAUUUCUAAUGUUGUGUAAGAGCAUUUUAAUGUUUGUGAACGUUACAGAAAUCAUCUCUGGGUUGUGAAACCUGAGCCUGAAAGCACAGUCAGUCAUUUGACUUGACUUAUUGUUUAUAGCAUGGAUUGUUUUUUUAGUGAUUAAGAUAGUGAUUUACAUGUGUUUACCUUAUUUAUUCACCUUAUUUAUUAUCUUGUAUUUAUGAGUAAAUUUGAGGGUUUUUGUGAAAACAUUUUGUACGUUUCCCUUGACUGCUGAUGAAUAUGCUUUUUUUUUAAUGUAUAAAUAAAGGUUUUGUCCCUC